AAGAAACAUAUUUGACAAUUCUUAUAAAAAUCAACCUGCUGCCGCUGGCAUACAAAUUUCAGUUCUUACUAAAACAGAAAUCAUGAUUUUCUUUGUGCUCCUAAUUGGAGCUGCUUCAGCAGCAGCACCUGGACUUCUCCAGUCAGCCCUGAGUAACCCCGCUGUCUUCACCAAACUGUUCUCUGAAUAUGGAGUAGCCCAGGAUAGACAUUACCUUGCACAGGAGAGGAGACUCAGAGCAGGUCUCUUCAGACAGACCCUUAAAGAGGUUGUAGAGCAUAACGGAGUGGGAGAUCGAGAGGAUUGGGUGAUGGAACUUAACAUGUUCGCUGACAUGACUGAGGAGGAAAAGGCUGGUUACACUGGAUUCAACGCUUCUCAGGCCCUUGAAAGUCUUGGUGAUGUUGAGGAGGCAGUAGUUCCUCAAUACCUCUCUAACCCUUCCUCUAAGGACUGGAGAGGUGUAGCUGUGACUAAAGUAAAAGACCAAAAGAGCUGCGGUUCUUGCUGGAUCUUCUCUGGAUUUGGAGCUCUCGAAGGACACUACAAGACUCAAGGUAGCAUCCUGAAAUCUUUCUCCGAGCAAGAAGGUUUGAACUGUAUCCAGAGGAACGGCUGUAAAGGAGGCUUCAUGGGAAAAGUUUUCGACUGGCUCAAAAAAUCAAACAGGGUAGGAGCAAUGAAAGAUCUCCCCUACUCUGGAAGACAGGGAAGUUGCAGUGGCAAUAGCCAAAACGCCCUCAUAGCUUUCCGAGUAACUGGUUACUCUAACGCUAGAGGAGAUUCCGGCCAUGUUACUGCUCUGGCCACCAAGGGACCCCUCUCUGUCGGCUACAGUGUUGCCAGUGAUUUCUUCAAGUACAAGGGUGGAGUCUACAGGAGGUCUUCCUGUUCAGGCGGAGGGCACGCUGUGACGAGUGUAGGUUACACUGCUGACUACUUCAGGAUGAAGAACAGUUGGGGCGCUCGGUGGGGUGAGAGCGGUUACUUCAGGAUCGGGCGUGGUAAUGUGUGCGGAAUCACCAACAUGGGAUUCGCUCCCACCUUCCAAUCUACCGGUCAAACUGACAAUGGCACUGAUGAGGGAGGUGAUGACGGUGGUGAUGACGGUGGUGAUGACGACAACAACAAAACAUGUACUGACAAUCACAGCAGAUGUUCCGAAUGGGCUGGCCGAAACCCCUCAGAGUGUGCAGAGAACUGGACCUACAUGAAGUCAAACUGCCAGAAAUCCUGCCAGCAGUGUGGAUGUCAAGACAUGAGCGCCAAGUGUGGAGGAUGGAAAGCAAAGGGAUAUUGUGGAUCCGGAGGUUAUGUUGACUACAUGAACUUCGUGUGCAGGAAGUCUUGUGACAAAUGCGGUAAAGAUGACGGUGGUGACGGUGGAGAUUGCCAGGAAGGUUUUAAGAAGUGCCCUGAUGGCAGCUGUAAACACGAGCACUGGGACUGUUAGGAUUCACGGACUGGUUCAAAUAAAGCGCGUAGUAAUUAGAAAACUUGCAAUUUAGUUUUAUCUGAAAAUAUUUACUAAA
Bolinopsis microptera is the source of this 1532-nucleotide messenger RNA. RefSeq lists its product as uncharacterized. The transcript has 7 exons. Gene Ontology annotation, cellular component: lysosome. Gene Ontology annotation, molecular function: cysteine-type endopeptidase activity. Lineage: Eukaryota; Metazoa; Ctenophora; Tentaculata; Lobata; Bolinopsidae. The record is from RefSeq and is a predicted model, not a curated record. The coding region runs from base 83 to 1453 and encodes 456 amino acids.